AUGAGCGCGGUCAAGAACCUGCGAGCCAUGUUCGAGAACAAAGGGGACGCGAGCCCAGCGGACGAAGAUAGAGCUCUCAGCGGCUCCCCAAGGCCGCUCAAUAAGGUGCGAAGCAGCUUUGUGGCCAUUGAGCGCAACGGCGUCAUCGGCUUGAUGAGAGACAACGGCUCCGCCUCUCGCGACUCUUCCGCCCGACCCAGCCUCGACAUCCCCCGCGAACCCGCCCCGACGAGCCAGGACAAACCGCCAAUGUCGUCUGCAUCUGUUGCCAGCAUGAGCUCCGCCAUGGACAAGCUGUCCGCGGGCGUUGCCAGAGCUUCCUUCGAGCUCCGGGGAGCUGUGUCGGACCAGCCGAGCCACAAUCCCGACAAGAAAACAACAAAGAUGACGAAGCCGGCAGCUACCAAAACUCUCGCCAAGCCUGCGGCCACAAAAUCUGCCACAACCACUACAAGGACUGCCGCUACACGAACAGCUGCAGCUGCAGCUGCAGCUCCUAAACCGGCUGCCAGAGCCAUUCCCAAGCCAGCGGCUACUGCUACCAAGGCUACUACGGACGCUUCCAGAAGAGCGGGCGUCAGGCCAACUCAGAGAACCGCGGAAUCUUCUGCUGUAAAGAGAGAGUCAUCUGCCGCGGCUAGGUCAACUGCUACUGCAAGGCCCAGGGGUGGAGCGGCAACCUCUACUGUCAGGAAACCCCUGGCCAGCAAGGCCGCCGACAAUGGAUCUGCUGCCGCCAGGGCGAGGACCAAGUCCCCCACCAAGCCGGUUGGCCUUCCCUCUUCUCUUGUUGCUCCCACUGCCUCCUCCGUCUCCAAGACUGGCGCAGCUGGAACGGCCCAGGCUAGACAGACCAAUUCACGCCAGGGCGUGCAUGCAUCUGGCCGAGCUACUUCCAGCGCCGGAUCAGCCAAGAGGCCUACUUCGCGUGCUCGGCCAAGCAUUGGUCCCCCUCCUGUGAAACCUACCCGCGAAGCGCCUAAGAAGGCAAAGGAUGUGGAUGAGGGCUUCCUGGCCCGCAUGAUGCGACCUACCCAAGCUUCCACUAGCAAGUUCCAGGAGCCGACCACGCCUCCCAAGAAGUCCGGAUCUCGAGCUGGAUCCCGACCCUCCACCGCUGGAACGGUGGCAUCGGGAGCAUCGGACGGUAGCCACUAUGAUAAUAGCCCCAGCAAGAAGACUUCUCCCAAGAAACUGGUUGGAAAGAAGUCUCCUUCGCCUACAUUGGAGGAGGAGAAGCCCGUUGCCGAGAUUAAGGAGGCCGUUGAGGAGCCUGUCAAGGAGCCCGCUAAGCAUCCUCAUAAGCAAUAA
Molecule: messenger RNA, 1311 nt
Organism: Trichoderma gamsii
Lineage: Eukaryota; Fungi; Ascomycota; Sordariomycetes; Hypocreales; Hypocreaceae
Exons: 4
Coding region: 1-1311 (436 amino acids)
Source: RefSeq, a predicted model, not a curated record